UAAAAACCUGGCGGGCCCCCCUUGAUGAGUCCAAAAGGAACCGGAUGGAUGAUCGUGGUCUUUGGGCUCUGCUGUUUGCAUACCGCAUUCCUGGUCCGCUGGGCGUUCUCAUAUUGCUAGGCCUGCCCGUGGCUGCUGAAAGGACGCGAGGAAUCGGCGGGCGCUUAUCUCUCGAUCGGCGAGGUCUCCAUUUCCUGGCGGCGCAGGGUUUGAGACCUAACCAUGGCCGGCGCAGCCAUGAUUUAGCCACACAGAUCCGACGGUUGAUUUGCAGGAGUUGCAUGGCCGUUGCCCAUUCCGCCUCCCUGAUUGUGUUUGCUAGGGAAGGGAUUGGUAAGCUUCCUGCGGCCCUCACGAUGGAUCGAAACGUUGAGCGCUGGACGGUAUUUGAUUAGCUCUGGGCUCAAUAAUGUGCCGUCGGAAGCAAUCCACGAUAUCCGGCCUCGAACAAUGUUAGCAUGCCAAUCCGUUAUUCAACUUGCCGACCCGAAUCCUAGUGACUCGCUCACCUGUAAAUGAAAACAGCCUCCAAACAGCCCGGUAACGUUGAAGGACAACGGACUGGGUGUUGAACUUGGAAAUCAUGAGCCGAGGUCCCGCUGCCGUAACGAAGUGACAGUGGCAUGCGAAUAUGGGUGCGGUGAAAGGCCUGAAGUGAAACGGAGCCGGACCCUGUCUCAGCCUUCGUUGAUGCGACGACACCAGACGGAGCGCAACCGGCUGCCAACGACGUCCAUCUCUAUCCGUUUAGCACCCCACGCUUCUAUCCCAACCCGGUGGUUGCACAAAGGGAGCGGCCCGUCGUAAGCUGGCGUGCUCCAACUUGGCUUUCGACGUCAGUUGAACGAUGUGAAGAGUUCCGCGGACCCAGCGCGAGCUU
Parathielavia appendiculata is the source of this 880-nucleotide messenger RNA. RefSeq lists its product as uncharacterized. The transcript has a single exon. NCBI's taxonomy places the organism in Eukaryota, Fungi, Ascomycota, Sordariomycetes, Sordariales, Chaetomiaceae. The coding region runs from base 45 to 395 and encodes 116 amino acids. The record is from RefSeq and is a predicted model, not a curated record.